CCGCCGCCGCCGCCGCCGCAGUGCUUAGCUUCCCAGGGACAGGAAACCUUCGAGACCGAGCCGCCACUGCCGCCUCCCCGACUGCUCCCCAUUCCGCGCGCCUGCCACACCCUCCUCCCCUUCUUCCAGUAUUUUCCGGUGGGGCACUGCAGGGACUCGGCCCGCGCGGCAGUCUCCCCCUCCCGGGGGAAAGCUGUGACCCCCCCCGCAAGAGCGGCGGGGCGGGGUGGGGGGGCCCGGGAGAAGAUGGCGACGCCGGGAAGCGAACCCCAACCUUUCGUCCCUGCCCUCUCGGUGGCUACUCUGCACCCACAUCAUCAUCCCCACCACCACCACCAUCAGCACCACGGAGGAACCGGAGCCGGCAGCGGGGUCGGGGGAGGCGGCGGCGGCGGCGGCAGCGGGGGCUUCAACCUGCCCUUGAACCGGGGGCUGGAGCGCGCGCUAGAGGAAGCGGCCAAUUCCGGGGGGUUGAACCUCAGCGCCAGGAAACUGAAGGAAUUUCCCAGGACCGCGGCCCCCGGGCACGACCUCUCGGACACGGUGCAGGCAGAUUUAUCUAAAAACAGACUGGUCGAAGUCCCAAUGGAAUUGUGCCAUUUCGUAUCACUGGAAAUUCUUAAUCUGUAUCAUAAUUGUAUCAGAGUCAUUCCUGAGGCCAUCAUUAAUCUGCAGAUGCUGACCUACUUAAACUUGAGUCGAAAUCAGCUGUCUGCCCUGCCUGCCUGCCUGUGUGGUCUGCCUCUCAAAGUCUUAAUCGCAAGUAACAACAAACUUGGAGCGCUGCCCGAAGAGAUAGGUCAGCUCAAACAGUUGAUGGAGUUGGAUGUCAGCUGCAACGAGAUCACAGCCUUGCCCCAGCAGAUAGGUCAGUUGAAAUCUCUACGGGAACUGAAUGUCAGAAGAAAUUACCUUAAAGUUUUACCACAAGAACUAGUAGAUCUUCCCUUGGUAAAGUUUGACUUUUCCUGCAAUAAAGUGCUCGUGAUUCCCAUUUGUUUUAGAGAGAUGAAACAGCUGCAAGUGUUACUGCUUGAGAACAACCCUUUGCAGUCUCCUCCAGCGCAGAUUUGCACAAAGGGCAAAGUGCACAUAUUCAAGUAUCUGAGUAUACAAGCAUGUCAGAUUAAGACAACCGACUCCCUUUAUCUCCACACGAUGGAGAGGCCACAUUUACACCAGCACGUGGAAGACAGCAAGAAGGAUUCGGAUUCGGGUGUUGGAAGUGAUAAUGGAGAUAAGCGUUUAUCUGCCACAGAGCCUUCUGAUGAAGACACUGUUAGCCUCAAUGUGCCAAUGUCAAAUAUCAUGGAAGAAGAACAGGUCAUCAAGGAGGACUCGUGCCAUCGCCUUAGCCCCGUUAAAGGGGACUUUCAUCAGGAAUUUCAACCAGAGCCUUCCCUUUUGGGUGACAAGGACAACUCAGGAGAAGAAAGAGACCAAUUUACUGAUGGAACAGAUGUUCUCCAUUCAGAAUUUAUAACCUAUAUUAAGGAUAGGGCUGAGGACUGUGAAGAACUGCUACGGAUAGAAGAGGACACGCACUGGCAGUCUGAGGGAAUAGUAAAUUCGUCCAAAGACCAGGACAUGAAUAUAGCAAUGAUUGAACAAUUGAGAGAAGCAGUAGAUUUGCUGCAAGAUCCCAACAGAUUAAGCACCAAUAUUACAGAGAGAAAUGUUGUAAACUUUUAUCCUAUGGAAUCAGCAGAAGCCUUAGACUUACAAGAUUCUGCACUAAAUGGUCAAAUACAGCUGGAGACCUCUCCGGUUUGCGAGGUGCAAAAUGAUCUCACUUUACAGAGCAAUGGCAGCGAGUAUUCUCCAAAUGAGAUGAGAGCGAACUCGCCUGCCAUCCCUCCCACCACCAACAGCACCGCUCCGUUUGGCCUGAAACCUCGAUCAGUGUUUCUAAGACCUCAGAGAAAUUUGGAAUCUAUAGACCCACAGUUUACAAUUCGGAGGAAAAUGGAACAGAUGAGAGAAGAGAAGGAACUGGUGGAACAACUCCGUGAGAGCAUCGAGAUGAGACUCAAGGUCAGCCUGCACGAAGACCUGGGGGCCGCACUCAUGGACGGUGUGGUUCUCUGCCACCUGGUCAAUCACAUCCGCCCGCGAUCGGUCGCAAGCAUCCACGUCCCCUCGCCAGCAGUUCCCAAACUUAGCAUGGCCAAAUGCAGAAGAAAUGUGGAAAACUUUUUGGAAGCAUGCCGAAAAUUAGGAGUACCAGAGGAAAAACUGUGUCUACCCCACCACAUCCUUGAAGAGAAAGGCCUGGUCAAAGUGGGCAUUACCGUUCAAGCCUUACUAGAUGUAACGGUAACAAAGACUCUGUUCACAUGAAACCAGCUCCUCUCUCCUUUGGGUCGGUUCAGACUCUUGUCUCGUCAGAGAUCUUGAACUCUGCUCUCAGCACCUGUUCCUCCUACCCUCCCGCUCACUGCCUGUCAGCUCCCUGGCUCUGGUUGCAUUGAAGGGAGGACAGAAGGGAAGAUUUUCCGCCUUUCAGAACUGACUUCCAUUGUUAAGAUUUGAGAGAUAUUGACCUUAAAGCCAGUGAGGGAGCUGUCACUGAAGGACUGAGCAGCACAUCAAUGCCUUUUACAACCUCCUUCAUCCCUUCCACGCUCACCUACUGCCAUUACCAACACACCAAGCACAACCGUUUUUGCAACAAGAUGCACUCGUUUUAUUCCAACCAAACUUCUUGUGUAUUUAGUGGGGGGAGGGGGACUCAAUCAGGUAUUCCACCACCAAAUUUUUCAAGACGUUUCUUGAGACCAUUGCCUUUUAAAAAACUAUUUUCGACAUACAAAAUAUUUAUAUAAAUAUUAUUUAUUAGUGAGUUGUUAUUCAUCCUUUGGAUGCAAAUUGUAAAUUAGGAAACUAUUUUAUUACUGCUUUUUUGUGGUUAAACACUUUAUUUUAAUAUUAUAAAUAUUGAAUUAUUUUCUAUCCUCUUUGGUGUGCAGUAGUUCUAGGUCUCAGUAAUCAUGUUUUCUGGUGUAUGGGACUCAGCCAAAAAAAAAGCCAAAAACAGGUGCUUCUGUGACAAGAACUGUUUUCUGGGGAGGCAUUAUUUACACUUUGGUUUAUGGAACAUUGGUUUUAUUUAUAUUUCUGCAUUCCAUCCAGUUUCCUACAUUCCAGCAGCCCUGUUAUCCUCUCAUAUAACGAACUGACUGAAAUCAAGAGAGCACCCCAAAGUUAUUUGUAAAUAGCUGUGAUGAAAAAAAAGGCAUAUUAAACUUGAAGAUGAAAUGUGAACAAUUA
This is a messenger RNA of Enhydra lutris kenyoni (northern sea otter), 3270 nucleotides long. RefSeq names its product leucine rich repeats and calponin homology domain containing 1. The transcript has 19 exons. The coding region runs from base 247 to 2340 and encodes 697 amino acids. Lineage: Eukaryota; Metazoa; Chordata; Mammalia; Carnivora; Mustelidae. Gene Ontology annotation, molecular function: protein binding. The record is from RefSeq and is a predicted model, not a curated record.